This is a messenger RNA of Colletotrichum higginsianum IMI 349063, 1107 nucleotides long. RefSeq lists its product as uncharacterized. The transcript has a single exon. The record is from RefSeq and is a predicted model, not a curated record. Bases 1 to 1107 code for a protein of 368 amino acids. Lineage: Eukaryota; Fungi; Ascomycota; Sordariomycetes; Glomerellales; Glomerellaceae.
AUGAAUACGGAGGAUGAAAACCUGGGACCUCUAGUCCGCCUAUGGGGCAUCCGGACGGAGCAGCUCCCGGCCUCGAGCGCAACAAAAGCUGACUUGGCGCCGUUCCUGAUCGCCGUGCUGCAGGAGGCGGUCCCCUUCAUCGACGCCGUCGCGCCCAAGGACGGCACGGCGCGACCUAAUGAGUGGAAGGCCAAGGGCACCAAGACUUUUCCCGAGUCGACAGCGCCUGUUGAGCAGUACGAGCGCAUCAUCUCCGCUGUCGAGCUCGAGAAGGAGGCGGCGCGGAACCAGCUGCCGAACAACAACUCCAUCUCCACUGAGACGUGGGCGUGUCGGAGAAGUGUUCACAAGGAUCGGCCGGGCAAAGGGACAGCGGCGUGGGAGGAGUUUGUCAAGUGUUUCAAGGACGACCACGUCGAGGCCGAGAAGGCCUUCACGCCGAACGUGAUGGAGACUAGGGAGGCACUGAUGUGGGACUGUAAGGGUGUCGUUGUCGAGGAAGCGGGGCUUUUGUGGGAGGAUUUCAAGGUCGGUGUGUCGGAGAUCAAGCACAAGUUGGGAAUGCCGCUCAAGAACCGCGUAUUUCCCGAGCUCAUCGUCUCGGCCAAGGCGAGGGGCGUUGACGAGUUCGUGGUCGUAUCGAUGCCCGUAACGGACCUGGCAGAGUCGGACCACGGGCAGCUCGUCAAGGAUAAAGGCGUUGUGGUCGGCGCGUACGUUAGUGUCGAGAGAGUGCGAAGGCUACCAACCGGCGCGAUUGAGUGGAUUAUGGCGACGGCUUCGGAUGCUAAGGGGAUGUUACCGGUGUGGAUACAGGCCAAGGCUGUGCUUGGAGUCGUGUCAAAGGAUGUUGCGCUCUUCCUGGGAUGGAUUGCUGAGGAGCGGGAGCAGGGAACGAGCGUGGGCAAGUGGACCGCCGUCAAGGGUGAUGGAGGUGGUGGAGAGGUUCGCCCGGGCAGCAACAAUCGUAAGGCGUCGGUUGCGUUGGAGGAUGGGGAAUCGUCGACUGUGCAGGGAAGGUCUCCGAGGCAAAGCGUGCCUUCGAGGAACGGGAAGGAUCUGGCUGUGGGAGGUACAAACGGGACAAAUGGGCAGGUUCAUGCUUGA